UUUUGCCUAAAAUUGGCUUUGUAGAGUUUCCGUUAUCCGCUCCUUCUCUCUUUCACAAAGUGUACAUUAUUUAUAUAUAAUAUAAUUAUAAUUUGUAGUAUAUCCCCCGAACCUCCAUCCCACCAAACCCUACAAUGAAAACCCUAAUUCAUCUUUUCCUUUAACUCCCGACUUGCUACUUUGAAAAUUAUAUUUAAAAGUUUUAUCCACGUACUGUCUUUGUAUUUAAUAUUUCAAUUUGCAAUAUACAGAGGUUAAGGAUUUUGGGUUGGUGGGGGAAUUUGAGAAAAACAAAUGGAAGGGAUACCACACCCAAUACCGAGAACAGUAGAUGAGGUCUUCAACGACUUUAAAGGCAGACGCGCUGGCUUGAUUAAGGCUCUCACCACUGAUGUUGAAAAGUUCUUCCAACAGUGUGAUCCUGAAAAGGAGAACUUAUGCUUGUAUGGACUUCCAAAUGAGACAUGGGAAGUUAACUUGCCUGUUGAGGAGGUUCCUCCCGAGCUUCCAGAACCUGCACUGGGCAUAAACUUUGCUAGAGAUGGAAUGCAGGAGAAGGACUGGCUAUCAUUGGUUGCAGUUCACAGUGAUUCGUGGUUGCUUGCCGUUGCUUUCUAUUUUGGUGCACGGUUUGGGUUUGGAAAGAAUGAGAGGAAAAAACUCUAUCUGAUGAUAAAUGAUCUUCCAACCAUAUUCGAAGUUGUGACGGGAAGCGUUAAGCCAUCAAAAGACCAAUCUACUAAUCACAACAGCAGUGGCAAAAGCAAAUCAAAUGCCAAGGUGUCUCGUCAAUCUGAACCCCAAAGUAAGAUGGUAAAGAUAUCUCCACCAUCCAAGGAAGAUGGCAGUGGGGAAGAAGACGAAGAUGAUGAACAGGGUGCCACCUGUGGGGCUUGUGGGGAUAGCUAUGGAACUGAUGAGUUUUGGAUUUGCUGCGAUAUCUGUGAGAGAUGGUUUCAUGGCAAAUGUGUGAAGAUUACACCUGCAAAGGCCGAGCAUAUCAAGCAGUACAAGUGCCCAAGUUGCAAUAGCAAGAGGGCUAGAGUUUGAAAGUAGUAGGUUUAGUAUUUUGGACUUUAAACCAAAUUGAAACGAAACAGACAAGGUCCGUUUUAUAGCCUUUUCCGUUACUAUUUAGAAGUAAAACAGAGUUUGCACAUUUUAGUUGAUGAAUGAAUUUCAAUGACUGCGGAUGGGAUUUUAUGUUCUGCUACUCUGUGCUCCUGCUUUGUUUGAUUUCUAUUGACAAUUGUGUUUUUAACUGAUGCUGGCAUCU
This is a messenger RNA of Hibiscus syriacus, 1276 nucleotides long. RefSeq names its product PHD finger protein ALFIN-LIKE 7-like. Gene Ontology annotation, biological process: regulation of DNA-templated transcription. The transcript is spliced from 5 exons. Gene Ontology annotation, molecular function: transcription coregulator activity; transcription cis-regulatory region binding; histone binding. NCBI's taxonomy places the organism in Eukaryota, Viridiplantae, Streptophyta, Magnoliopsida, Malvales, Malvaceae. The record is from RefSeq and is a predicted model, not a curated record. Bases 295 to 1050 code for a protein of 251 amino acids. Gene Ontology annotation, cellular component: nucleus.